AUGUUGACUAUAACAAAGUACGGCAUCUGUGGGGCCUACUACUAUGGCAUAGCAGUAACCACGAUGGUGAUCUUCUUCUCCAUCUUCACGCUACAAAUGCGUCUGCGAGCCCCCGGAGCGACAACCUACCUUCAGGUGAUCCGGGCUCGCUUCGGCCCUCUGCCCCACUUGCUCUACUGCACCAUUGCUCUCCUCAACAGCACCAUUGUCCUGGCCCUGCUGAUGCUCGGUAGGCUGGAAACCAGAGCGCACGAUGGCAGUCGCUUGUUUCACGCAGUCGGGCCUCGAACUAGGGCUCUUGACAUGUUUGAAGUGUCAUAG
Messenger RNA from Protopolystoma xenopodis, 321 nucleotides. NCBI's taxonomy places the organism in Eukaryota, Metazoa, Platyhelminthes, Monogenea, Polystomatidea, Polystomatidae. The record is from the annotation of a GenBank genome assembly.